Daldinia childiae is the source of this 1737-nucleotide messenger RNA. RefSeq names its product putative GTP cyclohydrolase URC1. Lineage: Eukaryota; Fungi; Ascomycota; Sordariomycetes; Xylariales; Hypoxylaceae. The coding region runs from base 1 to 1737 and encodes 578 amino acids. The transcript has 19 exons. The record is from RefSeq and is a predicted model, not a curated record.
AUGGCAGACUCGGGUACAAACAGUUCUGUGGGCAUGGCCGACGUCCUUGAGGCCCUGAAGAGUAUCCAGGAGAAUCAGACCAAAUUGGCAUCAGAAGUCGAAUCUGUCUCCCUCCGACUUGAUACUCUUGCUCCGUCUGGCCAGGUGCCAAGUCUCGGUAUCAAUAAGGUAUCAGCUCCCCUCGCUGUGGCCCCGACGUCACCGAUCCGGACGACUCUGGCUGCUGGUGAGGCUGAUUCCGGCAACACAUCGCCUACAACGAAAGAAGCAACUCAGGCACAAAAAUCCGGAUUCACAUCCCGAAUUAUACUUACUACAUAUCCCAAGCAGAUUGGUAUUAAUCCACUCCCUCUUCAAUGGGGGGCUCCAGAUGCAGUCGACCGAGGUCCGGUGGUUGUCUCCCGGUCAUCAUCCACAAUUCGAAAGCGUAACGCUAUCGGAGCACAUGGCGGUUCCUAUUCCAUCUACUUUGCUCUUGCACUUGCUAGCAAGCAGCUUAACGCCAACCAUAGGCCAGAUUUCACCAACACCGAGCCAGCAGCCAAUAUUGGCCCGUUUCCUCAAUGGGGCGAUAAGAAAAAGAUCGUCGCUAUGGAUCCUUGGGGUCACUUGGCCCCGUGGCUUUUCUCCGACGUUAUAGAAAAGGAGGACGUUGAUAUUCGUCCCACAAUUGCCAUAACCAAAGCACAUAUGAAGCUUCCGGAGUUGGAGGAAAGUGUUCGAAGAGGUAGACUUGUUCCCGAUGGGAAAGUUUGCCUAAAUGCACAGGGAGAACUGGCAGUGACCAAGUUUGCAGUUGAGCCGGUUUGGUACCUCCCCGGAGUAGCUGAGAGAUUCGGCAUAGAUGAGGGCGUUCUAAGGCGUUCGCUAUUCGAACACACUGGGGGUAGCUAUCCAGAGCUUAUCACACGAGGCGAUAUUAAGGUCUUUUUACCUCCAAUCGGCGGGCUGACUGUAUAUUGCUUCGGGGACCCGGCGAAGAUGUCUGACGAAAAGAGUAGACUAGCCUUGCGUAUUCACGAUGAGUGCAACGGUAGUGAUGUAUUUGGCUCCGAUAUCUGCACUUGCAGACCCUAUCUUAUCUUCGGCAUCGAAGAGGCCGUCAAGGAGGCACAGAAUGGUGGCAGUGGCGUUGUCAUCUACUUCAGAAAAGAAGGACGGGCUUUGGUAGUACCCAUGAAGUACGAUGCCAUCGUUGGCCAGGGUAUUCCUAUCCAUGAGCGGGUAGAACUUCCCGAGGACUUAAUCCCCGCAGAUUCACGGGUCGAGAUAGAUGCCAAGAUUACAGCCGGAUAUUUCACUACCGGCAACAGGAUGACUGCCGAAGAAUUGAAAGCCGUUCAGGGACGGAUGUGGGAAGAAUACUCGCCUGACAUCGUCCCUCGACGGGAAUCGUCACCAAGGCCGAAGAAUGCGGAAAGACGACGGCCCCGCUUACUUAGAGCCUGUGCCACGGAACCUUCUAUCACUACCUCCAACGCUUGUAAGGGAUUAUUGACGAGCCCGAACACAAGCCGGAGAGCAACAGAUCUACUCAGCCGCGUCGCAAUAUCCAAUGCCAACUCGUCACCAUCAUCAACACGGAGCUUCGCCCUAGACUCAUCCGAGAUGCGCGAGGCUCGUUUAUCAGACUCUACCCGCGAUCCACACUCGGUAUGCUACUUCAGCUUCCCCAGCUUCGACGCCUGGGAAGUCGGCGAACAUCCAGACGAGGAGAAGGUGGACAGGACAGCCUAA